AUGGCGUCAAAGUUGCAGCAACUGCAAUCCAAGGCAUGCCAAGCUUCACAGUUUCUGGCAAAGCAUGGCACUGGCUACUACAAACAGAUGUUGGAACAGAACAAGCAGUACAUUCAGGAACCACCCACCGUGGAGAAAUGCAACCUGUUGGCCAAGCAGUUGCUUUACACUCGUCUUGCUAGCAUUCCUGGUCGGUGCGAGUCAUUUUGGAAGGAAGUUGAUUACGUGAAGCACGUGUGGAAGAACAGGCAGGAACUGAAGGUUGAGGAUGCUGGCAUUGCUGCUUUGUUUGGGCUGGAGUGCUUUGCAUGGUAUUGUGCUGGUGAGAUUGUGGGAAGGGGAUUCACAUUCACUGGUUACUAUCCCUGA
Molecule: messenger RNA, 369 nt
Organism: Ilex paraguariensis (yerba mate)
Lineage: Eukaryota; Viridiplantae; Streptophyta; Magnoliopsida; Aquifoliales; Aquifoliaceae
Source: the annotation of a GenBank genome assembly